CGGGGCCCAGUCGCCAUGAGCGGGGCGAGGGGCGCGCUGGGCCUGUCGCUGCGGGCGGCGCGGCCGGGCUGGCUGUGGGGGGCGGCGGCGGCGUUGCUGGCGCUGGGCGCCCUGCUGGGGGCCUGGCGCUGGGCCGGCGGGCGCGGCCGCCGCCGCCGCCGGCUGCAGCGGGUGGGGACGGUGUUGAGCCUCUUCGUGUACCCGGUGAAGUCGUGCCGGGGGGUGGCGGUGCGGCGGGCGCAGGUGACGCCGUUGGGGCUGCGGAGCGGGGAGCUGCGGGACAGGUUCUGGCUUGUGACCAAGGAAGAUGGGCACAUGGUUACGGCUCGCCAGGAGCCGCGGCUGGUCCUCGUUUCUGUCAGCUGUGAGAAUGGGCACUUGGUCUUGGAGGCCCCAGAAAUGAAGAAGCUGUGCUUGCCUGUAAAGCUCCCCAGGAAAAAUCCCGUGCAGAACUGCAGGCUCUUCGGACUGGAUAUCCAGGGCAGGGACUGUGGAGAUGAAGUAGCUCAGUGGAUCACCACUUUCCUGAAUUCAGAGCCGUACCGACUGGUGCACUUUGAGCCCUCCAUGGUGCCAAGAAAGUCAAAGGACAUAAUAAAACUUUUCCGAACCACAGAUGAGGUUGCCUAUCCUGACUGUAGCCCAGUCUUGAUCCUCUCAGAAGCUUCACUGGAAGAUUUAAAUACCAGGCUGGAGAAAAAAGUUAAGAUACAGAACUUCAGGCCAAAUAUUCUUGUGACAGAUUGCGGUGCUUUUGAGGAGGACACCUGGGAGGAGAUUCUUAUUGGCGAUGUGGAGAUGAAAGGGACAGUGUGUUGUGCCAGGUGUAUUUUAACAACUGUUAACCCAGACACUGGGGUCUUGGACAGGAAGGAGCCCCUGGAAACAUUGAAAAGUUACCGCUUAUGUGAUCCAUCUGAGCAACACAUAUACAAAUCCAGCCCUCUCUUUGGAAGGUACUUUGCCGUUGACAAAACUGGAACGAUUCAAGUUGGAGACCCUGUGUACAAGAUGGUCGAGUAAUGAGAGAGACACUGAUCAGAAGAUGCUUUUCACUUUGAUAUGCGAAUUGUUUUCCCAUGUACUUGGUCACCAGCAUAACUUUUUCUUACUCCUUGCAAUAUUUUUUGUGCUCUGUUCCUUUGUAAGGUGCAGGAGGUCUUUGAGGCUGUGAAGUGCCAGUCAUUUCAGAUCAUGUCAUCUACUAGCAUGGCUGUAGCAACCAUGUCUUAAGAUUUUCUGGAGGCUGUGAUAGAAGAAACUCUAAUCCAAGACUUCACAGCACUGCUGUGAGUAUCGCACCUCCUAAAAUUUUGUGUCAAGCUCGCUGUCGGAAUCCAAAAUUACGUACAAGGGCUUUGCAUCGUGUAUUAGUUGCAUUCAGUGCCUAUAAAGAACCACAAACACAGUCAUGCCAAGUGUAAAGUAAAUAUGUUGGUCACAGACCUGCCUUUACAAGUGAACAUGGAGUGCAGAUGGCAAGGCUCUGUCUUAGAUUCCACCCUUAACUGGUCCUAAUCAUCUUACCCUAUCUGUGUCUGGAGGUACUUUUUUGCAAUGUUUCUUAUCCUGCGGUCGUUUCCUGAAGAUUAGUACUGUCUUUCGAGAUUGGAGCAGUAUCAGAAGGAGAAGGAUUGUGGCCUGACUAAAUGCUACUCUAGUCUAGGGGUGGGAACACUGGCCAAUGAUGUGUAAGACUGUGGGUUUGUUUAGUUUAUGACCUCUGCUUGAUAGAGUUUGAACCAUCAAUUUUUUCUCCUGUGAAGCAUACUGUAACAUUGAGGCUGUAGAGCAAUGAUGCAUUUGCUAAUGUAUUAGUAGAACUUCCAGUUUGACUAAACAAAUUAGGUGUUCACUGGAUCAGAGACUUUAUGCACAUUGGAGGGGAAGAAAAGGUGUUGGGAGUGAUCCAAUACUGAGCCUGCCCCGUUCAAGCUGAUGUCCAGGCCAAUAUUGUAGGGCUCUGUGUUCAUGCUUGAUUCCUCUCUGGCUCAGUGAAUCUCUUACUAUAGAAAGUUAGGCUGCUAAGCAGAUGUUUGGGAAGCUGUGGUUUUAGACUGAGCAUGUUAACAUUCUUACUGGUUACGCAUUUAGAUCUCUGGUUGCCCCCCACCCCUGCCCCUGUUCUAACAAAAAUGUCACCCAUUUUUAGGAAGCUGAUAAUUAUAUUUUCUGCUAUAUUUUAUACUGCAUAAAACAGAUAGGGGAGGAAACUAGUUGGAUUAUGGCACUAGUAUCUUUUCUUUAAAAGUUACAUGAUUAUUUUUUAAAAAAGAAAGUGGACUCCAAGACAAAAGCCGGCCAUCUUUCAAAUGCUUGUCUGCCUGUUGCUUUGUUAUAGAUUACUAGAUCUAGAAAGACUGUUGAACUAGCCAAAAAGAGGAAUCUAAUUAAGUGUGAAGAAGGACAAAUAUGACCCAAUUUGGUGUUUAGAUUCUUUGUUUUCUGUUGUGAAUAUGAAACUGGAAUUGUGCUACAUGUUCACAACUCAGACCUGUAAAAUGAAGAGCUGUCCUGCCUUUGAGCAAAUUCAGACAGAUGUAUGUGGCAAGCCUGAAGCAAGCAUAUGCGGAAGGUAGUUUUCUAUUAUUUGUGAACUCAGAGUUGCUCUGAAUAUCCUUUCGUUAGCAGAGUGCUUUUUAAGUAUUGAGUUUUCCUGUGACAAACAAGUGCCCAGUUUGGACUGCACGUUGCAUAUUUGUGUAUUGUUAUGCCUGAUGCAGCAACUAGUGGGAGGAAGUGAGAGAAAAAGAAUCUUUUGAAAAGAAAAAUAAUCCUGAGGUUCACUUUUUAAAAGUAUAUGUUGAAGAUCCUUAAUAUUAGAAGCUGAAACCUUGUGGAAUUCCUAAUGGUAUUAUUAAGCAAAGACAGCCUGCUGGCCUGCCAAAGCAGUUAGUUAAGUGUGUGUCUCUUCAUUAAGUCAAAGAAGCGGAAGGAAAGAGAGCUGAAUUUUUGCCUCUAGCCAAACAUUUUUUCACUGUUGUUUUAGCACCACAUUAGGAUUUACGCAACACUAAUUGUGUGGUAUAGAUCAUGUUGCCUCUCGUUAGGCUAUCGUCAAUUGGGCUAAUUUGGAAAUAGGGCUGUCUUUCCAAUGAGAAACUGCAUCUGCAUUCCUGUUAAGAAAAUGUCAUAGAUCUGAAACCCUGAUUUAUCCCUGUAAAAGCCCCUUGGAAGAAUUUGGCUAGAAUGCUAAAACAGGUAUGUGUCUGAGUAGAACACAUUUCACAAAUGACACUUAAAUCAAUUAUGUGAUGAAAGAGGGCCAUUCCAGGAAGUGGAGAGCAUAACUUACGAACAUUACAAUAUAAAUAUCUUCAUAUAAAUGUUGAACUGCUGUAACUGUAGGAAUUGUGCUUGAUUUUGCUAAAGCCAUUUAGGAAAUUGACUGAAAACAUGUCAAUCAUAAAACACUAUUUUUUAAAUUGUGUACUUAAAAAUGUUAAUUGCUUUUUUAACUCUAGAGGAAAAAAACAAAAGUAUAAACUUCUAUUGAAUCCAAACUCUUGUGAGGUGUAAAA
Molecule: messenger RNA, 3521 nt
Organism: Aquila chrysaetos chrysaetos
Lineage: Eukaryota; Metazoa; Chordata; Aves; Accipitriformes; Accipitridae
Gene: MTARC2
Product: mitochondrial amidoxime reducing component 2
Exons: 7
Coding region: 16-1023 (335 amino acids)
Biological process (GO): nitrate metabolic process
Cellular component (GO): mitochondrial inner membrane
Molecular function (GO): molybdenum ion binding; pyridoxal phosphate binding; nitrate reductase activity
Source: RefSeq, a predicted model, not a curated record